AUGAGGUUGGAAUUAUUAUUUUCAACUUUAUUCAUUGGUUUGUUACUCAUCUCUGUAGCCAUUUCUGAUGAACAAGCAACUGGAUGUGAUGCUAUCGUAAAUUUAAAUGCUUAUGAUGCUGCCGUAAAAUACAAUACACUUGUAACUACCGUUGGAUUAACUCUUGGUUCGAUACUUGGUGCCAUUCCAGUACCCGGAGUUGGAUCUGCCCUUGGAGCCAUCGCCAAACAAAUCGUGGGAACCUUCAAGAUUGACUCGUCCGAGUAUUUGGCCAAGUUUGUGCAAGACACUGUUACAUUUGCCAUCGAGUGCAAUGACCUCAACAACAUGCAACUCCAACUUCAAUCGGCCUAUUUAUCAGCUGAUAACAACGUCGAUUGCAUGUACGCUUCGGAGAGUACCGUCCAAUUCGAGUGCACCAACGGCAACAGAACCUUUUCUUUUACCAACUUUCGCCAACAUCUUUAUGCUCAAAGACCAUUCUUUUAUUAUGGAGUCAGUGAUGACGUCAAGUCGUUAAGUGUCAAGGCCGCCACGUUGCCCGUCUUUGCUCAGUACGCCAAUAUCUACAUGGCGUCGGUCCGAGACCAAGUUCUCAACGUCAACAGCCUCACCUGGAGUCCUGAAGACAAGCAACUGCUCCUUGCCGACCUCAAUACAUUUGCCAGUGAGUCCAUUGCCUAUGCUCAAGACAUUUACACGAGAUACAUUGCUACACUUCCCGACGGUAGUUUGACGGCCGACCAAUUCAACGAUGCUGCCAAAACCAUCAACAUGCUCCAAACCGGUGUCAUGGACCACGUCUACUACUGGAAAUAUAUGGAUCCAUUUGUCUAUCCAUUUGGUGCUCCACCAAGACCAGUAACAACCAUGUACACUCAAAUGGUUGGUCAACAUCAAGAUCCAGCUAUCAUUUCCCAAGAUAUUAGAGAAGGAGACACAUGGGUUAGAAAUGAAGAGUUUUAUCCAAAUCCAAAGACUGCCAAUACUUCACCUUGCACAACUCCAGUUUUUACAAACAAAGCAAUGGUCUUCAAUAAUGUUCAAUCGGAUAUAUGUUCCACAUCGGUUCAUGGAAUUGGUGGCAUCAACUUUAUUCAACAUUCUCCACACGCUGAAACUUUGACUGGGUUUGGAUUGUCCUAUGACACAUUGGAAAGUGCCGGCUGGGUUGAAUUAACCAAGCCCAAUCAUAUCACAACUGUCACCACCGAGUAUGGCAAUUACAUUGAUCGUAUCAAGUUUGGUCUUCGUGACAAUACCAGUUCUCCAUCGAUUGGAGACGCCGAAGUUGGAGGUAAUACAGACGUUAAAACCUUUGGUAAUGGGUACCAUCUCACCGGUGCAUGUGUUGCAAGAUACUAUGUAAGCUACAUCAAGACUGUUUUCGGAACCUAUGCAUGUAUCUAUGAAAGUCGAACCAUCAAUGUACUGUACUAUCUCUUUUCGACCGUGCCAGUUGUAUCCAAGCCGUUUGCAAAGGCUCCCGUCUAUCGUUAUCGUGAAAUAGACUCUGUCAAUGGACUUUCAUACAUGUUGAGCAUUCACAACAAUCUUGUCGUGCCAGGUUGGUCGCUCGAAGGAAUUGCCUUUGGAGCAUUCACACCCAACUUCCAAGACACUACCACCGUCACCAUCCAUCAAUACCAUACCAUCUCUGUCGAUGGUAGAAAGCGUUACACCUAUGAAGCCAAUGGCGAUAUUGACCUCCCAGGCUACAUCUAUGACUAUCCAGUGUUCAACGUGUACUCUGGUCUGGGUGCUGGACGCACUGCUGUUUCCAUUUUCACCUCUCUCGACGGCAACAACUUCAAGGUCUACACCACCGAGACAUUUAUUGCUGGCUGGAGUUACACUGCCUAUGCCUGGGCUGCCGACACCACCUCGAUUGUCCCCACCGUCACCACUACGCUUGCAGGUCCAGACCCUGUCUACAGACAAAUCCAAAGUGCGUCCAACAAUCUUUGUUUGACAGCCGACUCGACCACCAACAAGCCAAAGCUCAGAGCUUGCCAAGCAGCUGCCGACCAAAUCUGGAAUUUCAAACCAAACUUCCAAUUUGGCAGUCAGUUGGUCAACACUGGUAGCAAGUUGAUUAUCUCUCAAAACACAGCAACCGCUCCCUAUGUAGAUGCAUACCUCGCCUCCUUUGUCAACAGCUUUGGCACUACAUUGGUUUAUCCAGCUGGCAACACCAAUCAACAAUACAUGAUCAAGGGAUCGUAUGGAAAAUGUCUUUCAAUGCCAAGUACAUGUACUUAUGCCGACUCUAAUGGGUAUAUCUAUGACCUUUCAGCGCUGUCGUCCAGUUCUUACAACGUCCAACUCGACACGUCAAUCUAUACCAUGUUGUUCAGUGUUUGCAACGCUUCUCCUGCUACUUGUGGCAACAGUGCUCUUCAAUCGUGCCAACAAUCAACAACCAACCAAGCAAUCUACAAAACUGGAACAUUUGCCUCACAGACAACCGUCACUCAGUCAGCUGCUGGUCUAGGUCAAGGUAUUGUACUCCAAUACACUAGCGAUGUCAGAACCUUUAAACUCAACUUGACAUGUUCCUCGGCCAGCACGUCGACUCCUUUUAAAUGUCAUGAAUCACCAGCGUUGACCUACACAUGUUCCAUGUCUCAUCCAAGUGCAUGUGGUACUUUGGAAUCAUCACCCAAACUCUCGUAUGUUGCAUGUGACUCGUCCGACGUCAAGCAGUUGUGGAGUUCGCCAGCCAGUCAACCAACCUAUACCAAAGACAAGAUUGGUACACAUCUCGGUGGAUGUCUUGAUGUCAAUGAGGUGUUUGGACCAUCGUCUCUUUUGGAUGGACAGUCCAUUUCAAAUGGUGGCUUGUCGCUCUCACUCGCCUCUGGUCUUCUCACUCUUUCCUUGAACGGUGCCAAUGUGUGGCAAGCAGGGUCAAUCAAGCCUGACAAGGGCCCAUUCCACGCUACCAUCCAAACUGACGGCAAUAUCUGUGUGUCGUCGACACUCGGAGGUGCGACGUAUUGUGCCAUGACCCAAGGGCUUGGUGGAACCAUCCUCAACCUGCUUACACCCAACGCCUAUGGUUUGAACUUUGCCAUGAUGCUCACCAAUCCAAGUGGUAGAAUGGUAUGGUCGCAGCAAGGAUACCCAACAAGCUACAAGAUCGCUCUUAUCCCUGGUAGUUAUCUUGAAGCUGGUGCAGGUGACCGUUCUCUUCUCGGCCCCGAUCAAUUCAUCACCAAUGGUAGAGACUACUUGUAUGCCAAAACCUCUGCCGACGGCUAUACUUUUGUGGUCAAGUUUACCACCAACAACCCUCUGUCUACUCCCACCGUUAGAUGGCAAAUAGAUUUCCCAGUUCAACAAGGUUUCUCCCUCCUCAAUUAUUUGGAGAUCACCGACGGUGGUAAUGUAAUGUAUGCCGGUGCUCCAAUUGGCUCAUUCUCGCUCAGUACAUGCCACAGUGCCAAAAUCUUUGAUUUCAAUUGUGAUGGCCUUAUUGCACCAAGUUUUGCUGGACUCAAAUAUUUACACAUUCCAUCACCAGGUUCUGUCGAGGCCACUGACAAUGCUAUCGUCUAUCGUUCAGCCACCGGAUCUGUCUUGUGGGGAGCUUUCCAAUCGUCCAACAAGUACACCAACUAUGCCACCUAUCCCAACGACGCACCCGAUAGAAUGACCACUAGAUUCUUGGAUGUUUACAGCGCUCCAAGUGCAUUCACUCUCACAAACACACUAACAGGUGUUGUCUUUCACACAUCACCAGCCGGUAAAGUAAGAUGCAGAAAGGGAUGGACUACAUCUCAUCAAUUCCAAGUCAUCUAUUCAAAUGCUGCCAAUAACUGUGCCAAUGGUGAGUAUGAUAUCCUCGUCUUUGGUCAAAAUGCUGUCAACCAAGGUAUUACUUUCUUACUUUUACCAGCAAUGCCAGAAAUGGUAUUACUUGGUUCAGAUGGUACUUAUCUUGAUGGUACUGGUUGGUCAACUCUUUAA
Cavenderia fasciculata is the source of this 3972-nucleotide messenger RNA. RefSeq lists its product as uncharacterized. Gene Ontology annotation, molecular function: toxin activity. The record is from RefSeq and is a predicted model, not a curated record. NCBI's taxonomy places the organism in Eukaryota, Evosea, Eumycetozoa, Acytosteliales, Cavenderiaceae. Gene Ontology annotation, biological process: symbiont-mediated killing of host cell. The coding region runs from base 1 to 3972 and encodes 1323 amino acids. The transcript is spliced from 3 exons.